Messenger RNA from Linum tenue, 907 nucleotides. Lineage: Eukaryota; Viridiplantae; Streptophyta; Magnoliopsida; Malpighiales; Linaceae. The record is from the annotation of a GenBank genome assembly.
GUCCAUCAUCGUGCCACGUGUACGGCGGGCACGGAGCUCCCCCUCCGCCCCCUCCCCACUAUAAAUAGCCUGGUCAGGAACCGAUCAAAGAAAAAUCAUCCAUUACAUUGAAAAACAGAGCAAUCAAUUCAAAACCCACACUCUCUCCCCCCUUUCCCUUGUCCAAACAACCAACCAAAACUCAGAAGAAAGAUGUCUUGCUGCGGAGGAAACUGUGGGUGCGGCUCAAGCUGCAAGUGCGGCAAUGGCUGCAACGGCUGCAGCAUGUACCCCGAUCUCAUCGAGACCGCCACCACCUCCACCCAGACCAUCAUCGCCGGCGUCGCCCCGGUCAGCAUGGGAUUUGAGGGCUCGGAGAUGAACUUCGGUGCGGAGAACGGCUGCAAGUGCGGAUCGAACUGCACCUGCGACAACUGCGGCUGCAAAUGAAACAAAAACCCUACAACACCCUCGCUCGGUGCCUGCCAUGUACGAAUCAGGGACUCUUGGUUCGUGAUCAUGGUUAUGUAGUAAUAAGAAAGUUGUUGUUGUUGUUUGUGUAAAUAAAGAACAGCCACGGCAGGGGUUUGUUUCCGUAGAAGACACAAAAGAGUAGGGGGAGGAAAUCCUUUGAUGUGAAGAAGGGUUUUUCCUUCCUUUUUUCUUGUUUCGUCUCCGUCCUUGAUUGCUGCUGCUGUGGCUGGGUUUCCUGUAUUUGCUGCUAUGUAUGUGUCGUUUGACUUGAAAGCUUUAGUUGGGUUUCGCCGGGCGGUUAUCAAAAAUUACAAGUGCGUUAUGCUUUCUUAAAUUUGAGCUCUUGCUCUGUUUCGGACAUAGACUGCAGACAGAGCGCAGUCAGGUAGCUGCUCUUACUUACUAUUGCCCCGUAACGUAAUGGAUUCAUUCUUAAUUAGAGCAGGUAAAUUAG